This is a messenger RNA of Aphidius gifuensis, 2341 nucleotides long. Its product is annotated as MATH and LRR domain-containing protein PFE0570w-like. Bases 127 to 1572 code for a protein of 481 amino acids. The record is from RefSeq and is a predicted model, not a curated record. The transcript is spliced from 4 exons. Lineage: Eukaryota; Metazoa; Arthropoda; Insecta; Hymenoptera; Braconidae.
AUAAUUGACAGGUUAAAUAAGUUAAAAUAAAUAAAUCAUGAUGGAAUUUUAAUCAUUGACAUUUGAAAUUUAAAAACUAAUUAAAAUGAUUAAAAAAAUAAUUGACCUGUUAAUGAUACAGGCACAAUGAAGACGUUACAAUUUUUUGUAAAUUUGAUAAUUAUUUUAUCGACAAUUAGCUCAAUCAAAUGUAAAGCUAAAAAUUUACGGUCAGAAAGUCAUUAUGAAUUGAUGGAAAAAUCAGAAAGAAAACCAGGUGAGCCAUUGAUACUGAGACAAAAAAGAGUUAUUAAAUUUGAGGAUCUUCCUUUGAAUGUUAAAAAAAGACUAGUUGAAAAUUUAAAUUCAAUAAAUGAUUAUGAGGAUAAUGAUGCUGAUGAUAGUGAUACGGAAAAUGAUGUUGAAGAGAAAACGAUAUUAAAAAGAGAAAUUGAUAUUGAUCAAAAUGAAGAAAGAGAAAAACGUGAUGAAAAAAAAAUGAAAAAUCUUGAAAUAGCUAAAUCAGAGCUUGAAAAAAUUGAAAAAAAUGUUGAAAAUGAAAUAUUAAAUCUUGUAAAACGUUCAAAAAAAUCUAAAGAUGUUUUAUUAAAUAAUAAUUCAAAGCGUCAAGUUGAAAAUCCAAUUGGUAUUACAUCUGAAUCACAACCAAGACUACUAAAAAUUAAAGUUGAAACAGUUGAAUUUGAUCAAAAUACAAAUGAUGAUAAUAGCCAAAAUAAUGACAGUGAUAAAUUUAAAAAAAAUACAUUAAAAAAAUAUGAUAAUGCUGGAAGAAGACAAACAUAUGAUAUGAAAAAUACCAAUCAAAAUGAAAAAGAUAUUGAGAAUAAAAUUAAAAAAAGAAUUGAAAUGAUUAGGGAUCUAGUAAAACGUGAACUUGAAGAAAAAAAUAAACUAAAACAAAUUGAAAUAAAUAAUGCAAAAUUUGAUGAAUUACAAGAAUCAAUUGGUAAUAAUAAUCCUGAUUAUUUUGAUGAUAAAAUAAUUGAAAAAAGAAAUAUAAAAAUUGAAGAAAAUAAUACAAGAAAUAAACGUAAAAAAAUUAUUAAAAAAUCAAUUUUAAUACCUGAAAGAGCACAAGUUAAAAUUGAAGAUAAAUUAUCACCAGAUUUAGAAGUUGAUCCAAGGUUGAGUUUCAGUGAGGCAAACAAAUAUUAUCGUAGUUCCAGAGAUGUUGGUGAUAAUCAUGGCAGUAUUGAUGUUAAAAAUGAUCAACAGAUAAAUCUCAAUCAUGCUGAUCAUCGAAAUUUUUUAUUUCCUGGACAAUCAAACAAUCGACAAAGAAGAGGAAUGUCAUCUAGUAAUAAUAAAUUAUCAAAAAAUCAUGGAAAAUUUGAUAAACAUAAACGCCAACAAAAAAAUCAAAGACAUGAAAGAGCAGCUGAUGAAAUAUUAAAUGAUAAUUCAGCUGAUUCAGUUGCUGAAUCUGAUGGACUUGUUGAUGCAUCAAAUUCACAAGAUAUUAGUCCUCAACUUGUUCCUGAAUAUAAAGAAGCAUUUGGUGGUUUACCAUCUGAUCCUAAUUCCGAUUUUUUUCGCUAUAAAAGAAUAAAAAGAGAUAAAUAUUUAUAAAAUAAUUUUAAUAAUAAUUAUAAUAAAACUCAAGUAUUUUUUUUUUAAUAUUUAAUAUUCAUUUUUUUAACUAAAAUUUUUAUUAAAUCGAUUAAACUAUACAGCAAUCGAUUUUUUUCAUUUUUUUUUUUCAUAGUAUAAUUUGAUAUUUAACGACAAUAUUUAAUAGAGCUUGAUUAUUUACAAAAUUUUCUAAAAAACAUUGGAUUUUAUUUUUAAACUCUUAUUAAUACUAAAAAUUUAUUAAAUCACCAAUUAUUUCUCAUCUUGAAGUAUUUAUUUUAAAAAAAAAAAAAUGAAGCAAACAAGGAGAGAUUUUAAUCUGGCGUGUUUUUUCGUGUGCUAAUUUUGUUUUUAGUAUUCAGUUACAAUCUAUUUUACUCUUUUAUUAUUUUGACCUCUUUUUUUUUUAAAGUUUUACUCAGUCAAAUUACAUAAUUGUACUUCUUGAUAAUUUUUUUUUUCUUAGUCUUUAUUUAAUUUUUAAAGUUACAUCUUGUUUUGAUGAUUAUUUUUUUUUUUAAACAUUUAUUUUCCUUUCAUUUUAUGAUUUUUUUUUUGUGCGCGUUUAAAAUUUGUCGUAUGGUUUUAAUUUUAUUUUUCAUAUUUAUCUUCAUUUAACUUCCAUUCGAGCAUUAAUCUAAUAAAUGUAUAAACUAUUAUAUUACACAAUGUGUGAAUGACAUAUUAUUUACAACUUUUUAUCUGAAAAGAAUGAGGGAUUUUUAUUUUUUUUUCCAUUUAAAAAGAGACGACAGAUAAUUAUUAU